AACAGAAAAGUGUUUUUCAUGGGUAUAUUGAAAUUAGCUACAGAAGAUCUUGUUUAUGCUGGAUUUUAUUCAUAUAAGCAGAAAAACGCCUGGUAAUGUUAUAAGCGUAUUUCAUUUAAACUACGAACAAUCAUUGUGGCUUAUGGUCGUUUUUAAGACGAGUUUUAACGAUUGUAUAAGUACAGCUACUAGCUUGUCGUCUGCUUAAAGCACAGUUCACAAUAUCAUUUCAGACCGAAGCUUAAAGGCCUUAGCAUCCACAUAACGCCAAAACAAACAAUCGCCCUACACAUUACCAGAAAACAGUCAUGAAGAAAAUCACCCCUGCGCCGAUAUUCAAUAUGAAUCGGAAAAGACCACGACAAGCUAUCAUAGCUGACCCUCAGAAUAUUGACGGAGCUGGAACGGGCAUGCCAAUCAAUGCAUCUCAGUCGUCGCAUCAUUACCCAGAUUUAAUGCCAGUCCAUGGUUUUGAUGGGAAAGGGUAUAUCCCAAGUCAACCAAAGCAGGGGAACCAAAAGUCAUACCAACAGCAGAACAAGUCCCAACAGAACCCACACUACCAACAGCCAAACAGACAGCAGCUACAACAAAACCAGCAAUAUUCAUACAAUACAAACAGACCAACCCCUGGUAGACAGCCACAGACACUGAAUUCAGGUCUUCAGGGACCAAACAGGGCAAUGACAGGAGGCAUAACUACAUGUAGGACUGGUCAAGCUCAGUCAAACUCUAACAGGCAGCUGUCAGGACAGUCCAAUCAGGGGUGGCAGGCAAACAAACAGCAGUCUUGGAGCAGUGGACAGGCAUCAUAUACCAACAAACAGGGGGCCAAUAGCUUCACAGAUGUUCAGAAAAUACAACAAAAAUAUCCAAAUGUAGGGAACAACAAGACCGAAUCAUAUGGACAGCAGCAAACCAGGAAUUUUAAUGGUAGACAGAACUACAAUGGCCAAGGAGGAAGCCAAUGCCAGACUCAAAAUUCUGGAAAUAACUUCUCGAAGACUAAUACACAUAUGAACCAGAACCCAUUCCAGACCAGCACACAUAGAAACCAGAACUUGUACAGACCAGGCCCCAGUGGUGCAGCCACAGCACAAAAGGCAGACAAAUUUGUACAGCAUUUUCGACACCAGACAGAUCAAGUUGGAGGUUUUGGAGAUUCUUCAAAAACAAUAUCUUCAUCAACAAUUCAAAAAGAACAACAGAAAGCACCACAGAAGACUGGCCAAAAAGCUGAUAAAUCUCUUCACCUCAUCACAUCAACCAUUCAGGGUGUCAAGCAUUGGAGCAAAUACAGAGAUUCUGUUAAUAUGAUUUUUGAAGUAUUUGGUGUGGUGGACUCGGCCAUGAUGCAAGAUCCUUCAGCAACAGGAAAAGAAUUCCUGAUUAAAGAUGAGGAAGAUUCCAUGGCAUGUAUUUUCUACGAAAUUGAUCGUCAACUGCAAAGACUGACCCGAGGACAUUGGCACAGGUGUGUUGGCUCUAUGGAUGGAAGAAGUGGAAAACUGAAGUGUGUAUCUGUAAGACCAGCUUCAAUGGAGGAGAAGGACCUUUCAAAAGUUUCUAUCAAAAAAUCAGAUGAUAUCCUUUGGAACUUGACAAAAACUACACCUGAGCCUUGAACAAUUCUUUUAGACUUGAAAACAGCUAGAUUUGUGCUCUGAACCAAUGACUGUACAGAACCAUCACGUUUACCUUGUUAUGUACAUAUAUUAUUAAAGGUUUACUUCGUUUUCAAUUAAAUUUAUCACUCGAUCUAAACGUUUUGUUUG
Molecule: messenger RNA, 1775 nt
Organism: Pecten maximus
Lineage: Eukaryota; Metazoa; Mollusca; Bivalvia; Pectinida; Pectinidae
Product: spermatogenesis-associated protein 22-like
Exons: 9
Coding region: 309-1625 (438 amino acids)
Biological process (GO): gamete generation; meiotic DNA repair synthesis; regulation of meiotic cell cycle
Source: RefSeq, a predicted model, not a curated record